UUUAAGCCAAAUGUUCAUGAUAUGAUCCUGCUGGCUUACAGGGAUCGACAGCCCCCUUGUGAAUAAUGGUUACAAACAAAUCCCACCUGGAUGUUGAAACGCUGGAAAUGCUCCAGAAUAAAGCUAUCUCCAUCACCCUCCCAGUUGUGUAUACACUGGUGGCUCUGAUCAGUAUCCCUGGCAACUUGUUCUCGCUCUGGGUACUCUGUUUCCACAUCAAACCCAAAACACCUUCAGUUAUCUUUAUGAUCAACCUAAGCAUCACAGAUCUCAUGCUGGCCAGCUGCUUUCCCUUCCAGAUUUCUUAUCACAUCAAAAACAAUCACUGGAUCUUUGGCAAAACUCUUUGCAGCCUCGUGACCGUGAUGUUCUACUCCAACAUGUAUUCUUCCAUAUUGACCAUGACCUGUAUCAGCAUCGAGCGGUACAUGGGUGUGGUAUAUCCCAUGAAGUUGAUCAAGUGGAGAAGAAAAAGAUAUGCCCUGGCCGCCUGCCUAGGUAUGUGGGUAUUCUUGCUACUAGCCUUCUACCCACUAGAAAGCACAGAUUUGACCUAUGAAGUGGAAGAAUUGGGAAUUAUAACCUGUUUUGAUGUCCUCAAAUGGGAUAUGCUGCCCAACUUCGGAGCCUGGGUAGCCUUCCUUCUCACGCUAUUUGUUGUGCUCUUCCUAAUCCCUUUUGUUGUAACAGUUGGAUGCUACAUUGGCACCAUUCGGAAGCUUAUUCAGACAUCAAACAGAUAUGGCAACAGGCAGAAGACUAGAUCCAUAUACCUGGCGAUCAUAGUCCUUCUGGUAUUCAUCACUUGCUUCGCCCCCAAUAACUUUAUUCUACUUGUGCAUAUGAUCAUCCGCCUGUUUUAUGACAGGAGUCUGUAUCAUGUCUACAAGCUCACCUUGUGCCUCAGUUGCCUCAACAACUGCAUAGAUCCCUUCAUUUAUUAUUUUGCAUCCAAAGAAUUUUACCAGAAAUUCAUGCAAGUGUUUCGCCGUAACGUACUGCUCAGCGACAGUUUGGAAACCAGAAGGGAAAGCUUAUUCUCUGGCAGGACCAUGUCAGCCAGGUCGAUGUCAAGCGGACAUAUGGAUGGCUUAGAUGGCGUAAGGGUCUAUUUGCAAAGGCAGGAAAGUGUUUUUUAGCCUUGGACAUCCACAGAAAAAAAGGCACCUGUGAGAUCCAUGAGUAGACACAGAAAGUGUUUCUUUUUGAAUGACUCAAAAUACCUUGCUCCAGUGCCAGAAGUCAAGCCAUACUCAUAUUGCACAUCUUAC
Molecule: messenger RNA, 1271 nt
Organism: Eurypyga helias (sunbittern)
Lineage: Eukaryota; Metazoa; Chordata; Aves; Eurypygiformes; Eurypygidae
Gene: P2RY8
Product: purinergic receptor P2Y, G-protein coupled, 8
Exons: 1
Coding region: 66-1139 (357 amino acids)
Biological process (GO): blood coagulation; positive regulation of Rho protein signal transduction; thrombin-activated receptor signaling pathway
Cellular component (GO): membrane
Molecular function (GO): thrombin-activated receptor activity; G protein-coupled purinergic nucleotide receptor activity
Source: RefSeq, a predicted model, not a curated record